AUGGCACACGAAGGCUCGAGGCAGGAGAGGCAGACCCGAGACCGUGGGGUGACCAGAUCCAAGGCGGAAAAGGCCCGGCCGCCCACAGUGCCUGUGCCGCAGGUGGACAUCGUACCUGGGCGGCUCAACGAGUCGGAGUGGAUGGCGCUGGCGGCUAUUGAGGAGGGCGAGGACGUGGUGGGGGACAUCUUGGCCGACCUGUUGGCUGGAGUCAUGGACUCUGCUUUCAGAGUCUACCUAACCCAACAGUGUAUUCCAUUCACCAUCAGUCAGGCUCGAGAGGCAAUGUUGCAGAUCACCGAGUGGCGCUUCCUGGCCCGGGACGAGGGAGAGUCCUCAGUGGCGGAUGACCCCAUGUGGGGUGAGGACGAGGAGCCCCUGGCGUGCGCUACAGAUGCCUGGGCGCAAGGUUCGGUGCCUGUGCUGCAUGCGCCCACUUCUCUGGGGCCUGAGGGCACCUUGCAAGGCGAAGACCGAGAGAGCGUGGACCGCAGCCCUUUAAGAUCUUGGACAGGAAGAAACUUCCAGGAGCAGAUGGAAUCUUCGGAGCGGUCACCAGAACCGGGAGACAGCCUGGGCCCCCUGCCCACCCUGGAGACAGAGCCCAGGGACCCUUUAGGGAAACUGGACGACCAAGGUUCCACUGCUGAGUCCUUCAAUGCGAGUUUCUAUCCAUCAGGGGAAAUGGCGCCUGACGGCAGUCCCCAGUGUUCUCAGGAGCAGUUCCUGGAAGCCACCUUCCAGGCAUCAGUGGAGAGUGGGCCCCCCAGCUCCCAGCUCUCACUUGAGGACCUGUAUUAUUGCGCGCCCCAGCCCGCUGUCGACGACGACACGGCGGGAGACAGUGUCAAACUCAAGAAGGACGAAGUUUCCCGCAGCGAUUCGGGCAUGUUGGUGUCUUGCCCAUCUGCAGAAACCCUCACCUGGCUCAGCCGGUCAGCGUCACACUGGCCUCUGCAGCCCAAGCUGAACUCGCUUAACUACAGGGCCGGCCGCCAAGUGGCGACCGCUCGCCUGAACCCCGGGCAGAUGCCGCGCCACUGGGUACGCCCCCUGGUGGAGGUCGUGGUCCCAGACUCCGAGGCGCGCCCCCUGUACACUUAUCGUGGGCGCUGGCAGAGCAAGAAGACCGAGGUCCGCGGUACACUCCAAGUACUGGGUCCUGGCGGUCAGGUCUCGCCAGCAGCGUACCUCCCUCUCCAGCCUGACGUUUCUUCCCAUUCCUUGGGACCUGAUCCGGGCCUCCAAUUCCCCACUUCAGGUUUACUGUCGCCAGCCUUCAGGUCUAAGCUGCCUUUCCCCAGGCCGAGGCUCCGCUGCAUCACCAAAUACCCAGCACUUCCCAGCAUGGCUCCAAGCCUCAGCCCCAAGCUGUGGCCCAGUGCCAAGAGGCGCAGCGGCUGGGAGGGAGAGGCGGAGCUGCUGGGUGAGAUGGGUGCUGGCUGUACCUGUAUACAGGGCUUGGACCCAGCAGACCAAGAGGGACACAAUUCUGGCAAGUGGCCUCGGGUCCUCGAGGCCACCUCCCGGGUGAUGUGGAAGCCCGUGCUGCUGCCAGAUGCCAUGGAAUUGGCUCCUGGUGUGAGCUUGUGGAACUCUAGCACCCAGGCACUGCUCAGUUCUGGGAAGCCCCAGCAGGAUAAAGAAGGCCACAUCUCUCUUCCCAUGGAGCAGCACCCCAUCCAGAGAAGUGCCCCAAAGCCCCAAGUGACCGUGGCACAGCUAUUGAAGAACUCAACCCCCAAAGUGUGGUUACUCCCUUCCAAGAACCAGCCCCAGUCUGGGCCCUGA
Molecule: messenger RNA, 1791 nt
Organism: Orycteropus afer afer
Lineage: Eukaryota; Metazoa; Chordata; Mammalia; Tubulidentata; Orycteropodidae
Gene: CUNH2orf81
Product: chromosome unknown C2orf81 homolog
Exons: 4
Coding region: 1-1791 (596 amino acids)
Source: RefSeq, a predicted model, not a curated record